AUGUUGAAGGAAAGAAGGAUUUUGCCGGUUUCAAGCAGCACAAACCGAGUUUCGCCGUACCCGCUACGUUCUUGUCGGAGCAAGAAACAAAAGGAAGCGGAGGAGUCGCCACCUGUGGAGCCAGAGAGUGUGAGUGAAUGGGAGGACGUGAAGUGUGUGAUCUGCAUGGAGCCGCCACACAAUGCGGUCCUCUUGCAAUGCGCUUCCUUCUCCAAAGGAUGUCGCGCUUACAUGUGCGACACGAGCGCUCGUCACUCCAACUGCUUCAAGCAGUUCCGCAGAAACAAGAACGCAAGCCGAUGCAGCGGCAAGACGCUGAACUGCCCUUACUGCAGAGGAGAGGUUAACGGGACGGUGAAGUCGACGUGCGCGAGGAGGUUCAUGAACGCUAAACCGAGGAGCUGCGCUAUGGACAAUUGCAAUUUCUCAGGGACGUAUUCUCAGCUGAAGACUCACUUGAAAGCUGAGCAUCCGGGUUUAGCACCGUUGAAGCUGGACCCUUGGAAGCUAGAGAUAUGGGAGCAGCUUGAGAGAGAGACGGAGUACAUUGAGAUGAACAACGCUCGUCAGAGAUGGGAAACGGAGCAGAGGUUGUUAUCUAGCUCUCUGCAUCAACUGCCUUACCGUCAUCCGAUAAUUGAUCUCAACUUUGAUGCUUUCAUGCAUAGUCUUUUUAUUGGUGCGACCGUUGAGAGCCACUCGAGUGCAACCAGUUUUCAGGCUCACAUGCCCCGUUUGGACUUCCAUGCUCCCUUGUUUCCCAGCUGGGAUCCGUGA
Microthlaspi erraticum is the source of this 777-nucleotide messenger RNA. Lineage: Eukaryota; Viridiplantae; Streptophyta; Magnoliopsida; Brassicales; Brassicaceae. The record is from the annotation of a GenBank genome assembly.